Molecule: messenger RNA, 2203 nt
Organism: Pelodiscus sinensis (Chinese soft-shelled turtle)
Lineage: Eukaryota; Metazoa; Chordata; Testudines; Trionychidae
Source: RefSeq, a predicted model, not a curated record
AUGGCCAACACCCGGGGUCUCGUUCCCAGAGUUACCGGCAAACAGCCAAUAUGCGAGAUCUCAGUUCCAAAGUUACCAGUGAACAUCCAGCACGCGGGGUCUCAUUCCCAGAUUAGAAGAGACCGACUGUUCUAUUCCUCCAAGGGCCCUGGCCCGCAGCUCCGGGUUUCCUGCUCCAAGGGCCCUGGCCCGCAGCUCCGGGUUUCCUGCUCCAAGGGCCCUGGCCCGCAGCUCCGGGUUUCCUGCUCCAAGGGCCCUGGCCCGCAGCUCCGGGUUUCCUGCUCCAAGGGCCCUGGCCCGCAGCUCCGGGUUUCCUGCUCCAAGGGCCCUGGCCCGCAGCUCCGGGUUUCCUGCUCCAAGGGCCCUGGCCCGCAGCUCCGGGUUUCCUGCUCCAAGGGCCCUGGCCCGCAGCUCCGGGUUUCCUGCUCCAAGGGCCCUGGCCCGCAGCUCCGGGUUUCCUGCUCCAAGGGCCCUGGCCCGCAGCUCCGGGUUUCCUGCUCCAAGGGCCCUGGCCCGCAGCUCCGGGUUUCCUGCUCCAAGGGCCCUGGCCCGCAGCUCCGGGUUUCCUGCUCCAAGGGCCCUGGCCCGCAGCUCCGGGUUUCCUGCUCCAAGGGCCCUGGCCCGCAGCUCCGGGUUUCCUGCUCCAAGGGCCCUGGCCCGCAGCUCCGGGUUUCCUGCUCCAAGGGCCCUGGCCCGCAGCUCCGGGUUUCCUGCUCCAAGGGCCCUGGCCCGCAGCUCCGGGUUUCCUGCUCCAAGGGCCCUGGCCCGCAGCUCCGGGUUUCCUGCUCCAAGGGCCCUGGCCCGCAGCUCCGGGUUUCCUGCUCCAAGGGCCCUGGCCCGCAGCUCCGGGUUUCCUGCUCCAAGGGCCCUGGCCCGCAGCUCCGGGUUUCCUGCUCCAAGGGCCCUGGCCCGCAGCUCCGGGUUUCCUGCUCCAAGGGCCCUGGCCCGCAGCUCCGGGUUUCCUGCUCCAAGGGCCCUGGCCCGCAGCUCCGGGUUUCCUGCUCCAAGGGCCCUGGCCCGCAGCUCCGGGUUUCCUGCUCCAAGGGCCCUGGCCCGCAGCUCCGGGUUUCCUGCUCCAAGGGCCCUGGCCCGCAGCUCCGGGUUUCCUGCUCCAAGGGCCCUGGCCCGCAGCUCCGGGUUUCCUGCUCCAAGGGCCCUGGCCCGCAGCUCCGGGUUUCCUGCUCCAAGGGCCCUGGCCCGCAGCUCCGGGUUUCCUGCUCCAAGGGCCCUGGCCCGCAGCUCCGGGUUUCCUGCUCCAAGGGCCCUGGCCCGCAGCUCCGGGUUUCCUGCUCCAAGGGCCCUGGCCCGCAGCUCCGGGUUUCCUGCUCCAAGGGCCCUGGCCCGCAGCUCCAGGUUUCCUGCUCCAAGACCCUUGGCUCACAGCCCCGGCCCCCUGCGUCUGUGGCACUAACUUGCUGUCCUGUUUGCGGCACAGGCUCCAGCGACGUGCGCGGCAUCCUGCUAGGUGACCCCAGUGAGAUGCUGAAGAAGGAGGCCGAGCUGACGGCGCAGGUGCAAGUGCAGGGCCCGCAGUUUGCUUUCUCCCAGGAGGAGUUUGGGAAGCUGAUUCUCCCAUCGCUGACAGAGCUCGACACCGUUCUCUUCCUCUUCACGCUGGAUGACGACCUGACGGAGGUGGAGAAGCUGGUGGUGCAGGUGAAGGAGAAGACGCCGCACGUCCAAGCGCUCUCUCACGCCACGGUGGGGCAGUACCUGCCGGCCUCCCUCAAGAAGCUGUUUCCCUCCAUAAUGAGCAUCACGUGGCCCAUCCUGUUCCUGGAGUACGAGGGGAACUUUCUGCAGAAGUUCCAGUGGGAGCUCAGCACCAAGUGGAUCCUCAACACAGUCAGCACCGGGGCCCACGUGCUCAAGGGCAAAAUCCUGCACAACCACGCGGUGGACCUGAGGAUCAGCAACUCCAAGCUCUUCUGGAGGGCGGUGUCCAUCCUGCAGGUGCUGGGGCAGGGCAGGGGCCCCGUGCUGACACUGCCCCUGGCUGCUUGAUGGGGGAGAACCCAGUUGUAGGAAAGGCAGGAGCCAGGUCAAUAGCAGGCUCAGGGGGACGGAUGCAUGGGGUGGCCCUUCUCAGGACAUUGGCACUGCCUCCCAGGGGCCUCAUCAGGGGUGGGCAGACCUCACAGCCCAGGCACCGACCUGCCCAUCCUCCACAUGCAGUGCCUUGCCUGGGCGCUUGAGUCUGAGC